UAUCACUUUCAUGGAUGUGUGAUGUGAUAAAAGCUAUUAGAAAUUUUGUUUUUGCACUUUUUGAAGUUACCUGCUAACUUAUAAAUUUGUUUUUACGAAAAUUGCUCUACACAAGUCACUCUAUGAAUAGUUAUUAAAUUUCCACCUAUUAUUGUUGUAGAAUCAUGUGAAGAAUGUUAAAAUGUCUGCUGAAACCCGUUCUGCGAAAACCGCUUUAUUAUCCAAUGACUUUUCCAAGGGCUUUCAGCACCUCGAAGUGUAUAUUUGCGAGUUAUUAUGAUGUAUUGAAAGUAAAUCCUAAUGCUACUCAGAAAGAAAUCAAAGAAGCUUAUUUCAAACUAUCUAAAAAAAAUCACCCUGAUUUGAAUCAAAAUGAUCCUGGUUGCCACGAUCGUUUUGUUAAACUUCAAGAAGCGUAUCAAGUACUUGGAAAUCCGACCACUAGAAAAGAAUAUGAUAUGAAAUCUGGCGGAGGUAGGCGAGAGGCUUAUUAUCACAGAGAUGCGCGUUACAAGCCUGAUUUUUCAGCCAGAGACGAAUGGAUCAGACAGCAAAAUGAAAGAAUGGAAAGAGAAAUGAAAUUUGGAGAACAAUUUGGUCAGAGGUACGAUGAUACGCGAAAUUUCAACUCAUUUUAUGGAAAACCUCACAAUAUGACGCCUGAAGAAAUGCGUGUGUAUUUGAAGAGUAAGAGAAUUGCUGGUCAUUUCAGCUCAAUGAAUUUUGUCAUUGCGUGUUUCUUCUUUUUCGUUGUGAUUAUUAUGUCAGAGUCGUAUUAUGUAGGCACUUUACGACAAAAAUAUUACGAAGAAAACGUUCGUAGAAAUGCGCAAAUUUUACAGCAGCAUAAAGAUGAUUAUUACGAGAAUCGGUCAUGGGAAGCGAGAAAUAAAUUAAUAAGAGAUAUGGAAGAAUACGAAGCAAGACAGAAAUCAAUGCGAGAUUUGAAAGAGCCUGAAGCAAAAGCUGCUUUCGACGAGGAAUGCAGUCUGCAGUACGUGACACCACCGCCAACCGGAGCUCAAAAAAGUUUAUCAUUGUUAUCAUCACUGUUAUCAGCAAUGUUAAAAUGUGUGCUAAAUCAUGUUCUGCGGAAGUCGCUGUGUAUUCCAGUGAUCACCCGAAGGGUUUUCAGCACCUCAAAAUGUAUGUGUGCAAACUAUUAUGAAGUUUUGAAUGUACAGCCAAAUGCAACCCAGAAAGAAAUCAAGGAAGCGUAUUUAGAAUUAUCGAAACAAAAUCAUCCCGAUUUGAAUCCGAAUGAUCCGGGUUGCCACAAUCGUUUUGUUAAGCUUCAAGAGGCUUACCAAGUACUGGGAAAUUCUUCCACUAGAAAAGAAUAUGAUAUGAAAACCGGCAGAACUAGGGAAGAGUAUUAUUAUCACAGAGAUGCACGUCAGAAAUCCAAUUUUUCAGCCACAAGAGAUGAAUGGAUUAGGCGACAGAAUGAGAAAAUGGAAAGAGAAAUGAAAUUUGGAGAACAAUUCGGCCAGAGGUUCGAUGAUCCAUUUUAUAACAAAACUUACUAUAUGACGCCUGAAGAAUUUCGAAUAUUUUCUAUUAGAAAAAAAAUGUUUGGUCGUUUCAACAACAUGAGGAAUAUGAUACUUCUGUCGGGAUUUUUCAUUUUUAUUACGGUUAUUAUAUCGGAAUCUUUCUUGUUAAUAUCUGACGAUACUACUGAGGAAAAUAUUCGCAAAAAUGCGCAACUAAUGCGAGAAUAUCAAGAUCAAUAUUACUUUGGUCAGACAUAUGGGACGAGAAAUAAACUGAUGAGUGAUUUAGAAAAAUAUGAAAAGAAGGCUGAUGAAGAAAAAAAAUGAUUUUUUAAAUAUUGUAGUCAUGUUGUAGUUUCUAUUCGAUUAUACGUUUGUGAUGAGAAUUAUAUUGAAGGUAGAUUUAAUGAA
This is a messenger RNA of Planococcus citri (citrus mealybug), 1907 nucleotides long. RefSeq lists its product as uncharacterized. NCBI's taxonomy places the organism in Eukaryota, Metazoa, Arthropoda, Insecta, Hemiptera, Pseudococcidae. The transcript is spliced from 11 exons. The record is from RefSeq and is a predicted model, not a curated record. The coding region runs from base 174 to 1823 and encodes 549 amino acids.